Messenger RNA from Pocillopora verrucosa, 1038 nucleotides. RefSeq lists its product as uncharacterized. The record is from RefSeq and is a predicted model, not a curated record. Lineage: Eukaryota; Metazoa; Cnidaria; Anthozoa; Scleractinia; Pocilloporidae.
AUGGAGCGUAUGUGCAAGCUGUACGACGGCGAUUAUUGGUAUUCCGUUAAGGGCAAAGGAAAGCGGGUGGGCGUUCAGAGUGCGCGUAUGAGUAUGGCGACCUUCACAACACCUCGAAGGUUUUUGACUGAAAUAUGGCCAAAGGUUGUCGCUUGCCGCAACGGACUUGCGGAUCGCGUCUUAAUUAUGUACCAGGAUCGCCACCAAAUGGAAAUUGAAGAGAUGGAACAGUGUUCCUCUGAUAUCCAGCAAGGUCCAUUGAAAGGCUUAGGGACGGUGUAUGAACAUAUCUACACAGAGCACCACCAGCAAAACCCUGUCGAAUACACAUUAACUGCAACCGCCCGCGAGCUGUACAUAAAAUACUGUAAGGGGAAGACCAAUAUGCCAUCUUCAGUCGGUGCGUUUAAUCCUGAGUGCAACGCCAAAACAGGGAAAAACGCCCUCAGGUUGGCCCUAAAUCUUCACGUGCUAUGGCAUCGUCUUGACAAGGCCUUAAAUCAACUUGCUGGACCAACCCCAACGACAAUCAGCGAAAGCACCAUGAACAUGGCCUUGACUCUGCACGACACCCUUCUCGCUUUCGGAGGAGUUGCUGAAGCAUGUUUGCAGUUGAAACAAGGGGCUUCAGCAAUACGUCUGGACGUCUCGAAAGAAGACAUAAAGAAGAAAAUUCUAUGCUUACCUGGGCCGUUUUGCAGUGCAAAACGCGUCUACAACAGUUUUUCUUCAAGUUCGCGACCCAGCCCUCAAGUCACAGAACAGUGUUUUCAAGAACUGACCAAUGAAUCUCUUGGUAGUUUCAAGAAGGUACAGAAGUCUACGUUCUUCUAUAAAGCGCUACCAUUAACCCUUGCUAAUUCUGAACAUCAUCUUGGUGCUCUUAACUUGUCCCUUGAAGAUUAUAAAGCAAAUUUUUUGAAGAAGGAUGACCUUCUUCCCUCCUCCCAGAGGGAUAAGAUGCUCGAAAAUCACCCACAGGAAAACGAACUGAGGGCAUACCUCCAACAAGAAGGGGCUCUAAUUUUAGAUGAGUAA